Molecule: messenger RNA, 1009 nt
Organism: Vespa mandarinia (Asian giant hornet)
Lineage: Eukaryota; Metazoa; Arthropoda; Insecta; Hymenoptera; Vespidae
Source: RefSeq, a predicted model, not a curated record
AAAUGAAUGUAAAAUGAAAUAAUGAAUAUUAAUUUAUGAAGUAUUAUGUAUCGAUCAAUUACGAUUCACAGAUUGUUCGAUAUCGGUAUCCAGGUGAAAGUGUCUUUGUAUAUUUGAAAUUAUAUACUUUGAAUACUACUCACGUUUUAUUUCGACCGCUUCCGUGGUAUAUAACUCCCCACGAUAUAACUUUUCAUUCAAAUAUUGUCUCGAUUUUUGUUACUGUCAAGAUCGGCGUCUUCUUCUUUAACUUUGAUAUCGCGAUGUGGAAAUAUACAAUAAUCUGUAGCUUAUUAUGCAGCUUGGUAGCAAUGGAAGCACCUGUGCAAGGUGGUAUAAAGCCUACAAAUGUUUUGGGUGGACCAGAACAACACGCAUCUUUUAGUUUUGUCAGGCCAGGAUUAACUCAAACAUCAUUUUCCUUCGGUGGUCCGAGCUCUUAUCAAUCCUUUAGUUCGAGUAUUGGAAAUCCUCAAUUAGCUCAAAGAGUAUUGCCGAGUCUGGCACAGGCUCUUGCUUACAAAAAUCCUGGUUUGGGCUUUUUUCCGUUUGGACCUGUCUCUCAUGGUUAUGCAACUGCAUCAAUAGCCCCAGGUCUUUCUGCCUCUGGUCCUGCACCUUUACCGUAUCAAGCACAAUUUGAUCAGGGCGCUGCAUUGGCGUAUCUUCAACAAUUGCAACAAUUGCAACAAUUACAACAAGCUCAAGUACAAAAUUAUCCGAAUGUCGUUUAUCAGGGACAAUUGGGACAGCUUCUUGCUCUCAGGCAAGCUCAGGCGCAAGCGCAAACUCAAGCUCAAGCUCAAGCUCAAACUCAAGCGCAACAGGUCCAAACGCAACAGCUCCCAGAGCAAAUUCAACUUCAGCAAGAACAUGUACAACAACAGCAACAACAUCAAUCGCAAAACUUAUUGGGGGUUGCUUAUUCGUCGGCACCUUCUGUAGCACACGUCAAGGUCAGCGGAAAUGGAUACAAAUUCGAUUUUUAAAAAACAUGAUUCGGCAUCAU